AUGAGCAGCGUGCCCCCGCCUCAACCGUAUUUCAUGCCGGACCCUCAACAACACCUCAUCGACACUUCCUCCUAUUUCGACUGCUAUCACAGCCUUCCUCCGCUGCCCUACUCGACGGUUUCUUCUGCCUCUUCCGCCCCAACAUCUUCUCAAUUUGCAUCUUCAUCCGGAGCACCGCCCUACGAGUUCUCGCCUUCUCACAUUCCUCGCCCUCCUCCUGUAAUUCUGACGCCUUCUCCGUCCGUCAACUCGCCGCCAGCUCCCUCCAAUUUCGGAUUUCCAAUGUCAGAAUACUCUCUAGAACAGGCCAGUUUGUACUAAUUAGAUGUGUCUCUGCAACAAAAAAUUAUGUUCUUUCAGAUGGAAGCCAUCUGCACUUCUCUAUUUCAAGCAAGAGAUGGCGAGCGUCUCGUGGCAUUCUUCAAGCAGUUGGAGUCCGUGUACGGAGCCACUUCUUUUCAGCAUUUGAACAGCGAAACUAUUGUAGUUGGUGAGUUUGACUGCAUCGGACUCAACUUUUUUAUGUGGCCAGUAUCCGCUGUUAAAGACUCGAGAAGUCCGUUUAAUCUGAGAUUCGGACGGCGCAUCUUCAUCUGAUCUUGUUAGGAACUAGUCUCAGAUAGGAUGGACCUCUAGGAUGGACCUCGGAUACCUGUGUUCAUGACAGCCUCAAUUAUAGUAUAAUCUAGACACCAUCAAGAACGGUAUACAGUGUUGCUGACACCCGCAAUUCCACUUUAACCAUUAGCUCUUCGAGAGGUCUCUGGAUGGCGUUUUUGGACUAUUCUAACUCCCAAUAAAUGCCCAUAUACGGAUAUUGUAGUCAUCCGAACCUCCUCUUGCUGCAUGAACGGUCCCGUAUCCGUUUCGUUCAUUGCGCAACAUCCUGCCCUCCUGAUAUUUCACCCCGUUUCAUUGCGCGAGUUCUUUUAGUGCCCCCGCCCUCGGAUCAUGCAAUAUCUUCUCUGAUUUCAGCCUACACCUACGCGCUCUACCAUUCCAACGAGUUUGAAAAUCUCUUCAAUCUUCUGACAACUCGUCACUUUCAUCACACGAACUUCAACGAUUUGCAAGAGAUUUGGCAUCAUGCCAGAUACAAAGAGGUAGUUCUAAUCGAACAAAAUUCGGAAAAAAAGCAACUGAACGAAGUUUUAGAGCCAAUUGAAACGUGGAAAAGAGCUGAAUCCAGUGGAGAAGUACCGUCUUCGUCGGAAGUUUCCACCUCCAAAGACCAUUUGGGACGGCGAGGAAACCGUGUACAGCUUCAAAGAUUCCAGUCGGAAGUACUUGAAGCAUUUCUAUAAAAACGUCACUCCGUAUCCGAGCCAAGAGCAGAAGAGAGAAAUUGCAAAAGACACGGGGCUCAAAGUUGUCCAGGUACAUUCAUUCAGAAUCGGGAAACCGGCAUAAAACAAAGACGUUUCAGAUCUCGAACUGGUUCAAGAACCGUCGCCAACGGGACAAACCGAACACCUCCGCCAAAGGCUCGCCCCCUUCCAGCUCGAGCAGCACUAACGGAGGCAGCGACUUCGUGCCGAUCAUCAUUCCGCAGAGCUUCAAUAUGGCGGCGGCGACGUACGGCAUGAACAUGUUCUGUGAUUCAAUGCGCUGA
Caenorhabditis sp. 36 PRJEB53466 is the source of this 1612-nucleotide messenger RNA. Lineage: Eukaryota; Metazoa; Nematoda; Chromadorea; Rhabditida; Rhabditidae. The record is from the annotation of a GenBank genome assembly.